AUGCAGCCGGGCGCCGCGCUGUGUCUGCGCCUGUGGCUCUGCCUCGGACUCCUAGACGGCCUAGCCAGUGGCUACUCCAUGACCCCCCCAACCCUGAACAUCACGGAAGAGACACACAUCAUCAAUUCCAGCGACAGCCUCUCCAUCUCCUGCAGGGGUCAGCACCCCCUAGCGUGGGCCUGGCCAGGGGCUCAGGAGGUGCUGACCCCUGGGGAGAAGGACCACGAGGACCCCGGGGCUGUACAGGACUGUGAGGGCACAGACGCCAGGCCCUACUGCAAGGUGCUGCUGCUCCGUGAGGCCCGCGCCGACAACACGGGCCGCUACCUCUGCUACUACAAGUACAUCAAGGCCCGCAUCGAAGGCACCACCGCUGCCAGCACUUACGUGUUUGUGAGAGACUUGGAGCAGCCUUUCAUCAACAAGCCGGGCACACUCCUGGUCAACAGGAAGGAUGCUAUGUGGGUGCCCUGCCAGGUGUCCCUCCCAGGACUCAACGUCACACUGCGCUCGCAAAGCUCAGUACUGCAGCCUGAUGGGCAGGAGGUGGUGUGGGACGACCGCCGGGGCAUGCGUGUGCCCACCCCACUGCUGCGCGACGCCCUGUACCUGCAGUGCGAGACCACCUGGGGCGACCAGACUUUCCUAUCCAAUCCCUUCGUUGUGCACAUCACAGGCAAUGAGCUCUAUGACAUCCAGCUGUUCCCAAAGAAGUCGCUGGAGCUACUGGUCGGGGAGAAACUGGUCCUGAACUGCACGGUGUGGGCUGAGUUCAACUCCGGCGUCACCUUUGACUGGGACUAUCCCGGGAAGCAGGCAGAGCGGGGUAAGUGGGUGCCGGAGCGGCGCUCCCAGCAGACUCACACAGAGCUCUCCAGCAUCCUGACCAUCCACAACGUCAGCCAGCGUGACCUGGGGCCCUACGUGUGUGAGGCCAACAAUGGCAUCCAGCAGUUUCAAGAGAGCACCGAGGUCAUUGUGCACGAAAAACCCUUCAUCAGUGUUGAGUGGCUCAAGGGUCCCGUCCUAGAGGCCACAGCUGGAGACGAGCUGGUGAAGCUGCCUGUGAAGCUGGCAGCAUACCCGCCGCCGGAGUUCCAAUGGUACAAAGACAGGAAGGCAGUAUCUGGGCGCCACAGUCCACAUGCUCUGGUGCUCAAGGAGGUGUCGGAGGCCAGUGCAGGCAUCUACACCCUCGCCCUGUGGAACUCCGCAGCUGGCCUGAGGUGCAACAUCAGCCUGGAGCUGGUGGUCAAUGUACCCCCCCACAUCCACGAGAAGGAGGCCUCCUCCCCCAGCAUUUACUCCCGCCACAGUCGCCAGGCCCUCACCUGCACGGCCUAUGGGGUCCCCCCUCCUCUCAGCGUGCAGUGGCACUGGAGGCCAUGGACACCCUGCAAGACCUUCACCCAGCGCAGCCUCAGACAGAGGCAGCAGCGAGACGGAAUGCCACAGUGCCGGGACUGGAGGGAGGUGACUGUGCAAGAUGCUGUGAAUCCCAUUGAGAGCCUGGACACCUGGACCGAGUUUGUGGAGGGAAAGAAUAAGACCGUGAGCAAGCUGGUGAUCCAGGAUGCCAAUGUGUCCGCGAUGUACAAGUGCGUGGUCUUCAACAAAGUGGGCCAGGAUGAGCGACUCAUCUACUUUUACGUGACCACCAUCCCAGAUGGCUUCAGCAUUGAGUCCGAGCCUUCGGAGGAGCCCCUGGAGGGCCAGACCGUGCGCCUGAGCUGCCUGGCAGACAACUACACAUAUGAACACCUGCGCUGGUACCGCCUCAACUUGUCCACCUUGAAUGACGCUCACGGGAAUCCGCUGCUACUCGACUGCAAGAACGUGCAUCUGUUUGCCACUCCUCUGGCGGGCAGCCUGGAGGAAGCGGCUCCGGGAGUGCGCCAUGCCACGCUCAGCCUGACCAUCCCCCACGUGGCGCCCGAGCACGAAGGUGACUACGUGUGCGAGGUGCAGGACCGACGCAGCCACGACAAGCAUUGCCACAAGAAGUAUCUGUCAGUGCAGGCCCUGGAAGCCCCACGACUCACACAGAACUUAACCGACCUCCUCGUGAACGUGAGCGACUCCUUGGAGAUGCGGUGCCCCGUGGCAGGAGCGCACAUGCCCAGCAUCGUGUGGUACAAAGACGAGAGGCUGCUGGAGGAAGAGUCCGGAAUUGACCUGGCAGACUCGAACCAGAAGCUGAGCAUCCAGCGCGUGCGCGAGGAAGACGCGGGCCGCUAUCUGUGCAGCGUGUGCAACGCCAAGGGCUGCGUCAACUCCUCCGCCAGCGUGGCCGUGGAAGGUUCGGAGGAUAAAGGCAGUAUGGAGAUCGUGAUCCUCAUUGGAACCGGGGUCAUCGCCAUCUUCUUCUGGGUCCUCCUCCUCCUCAUUUUCUGUAAUAUGAGGAGGCCAGCCCACGCAGACAUCAAGACUGGCUACCUAUCCAUCAUCAUGGACCCUGGGGCUGUGCCUCUGGAGGAGCAGUGCGAAUACCUGUCCUAUGAUGCCAGCCAGUGGGAAUUCCCCCGGGAGCGGCUGCACCUUGGGCGAGUCCUUGGCCAUGGAGCCUUCGGGAAGGUGGUGGAAGCCUCAGCUUUCGGCAUCAACAAGGGUAGCAGUUGUGAUACUGUGGCCGUGAAAAUGCUGAAAGAGGGCGCCACAGCCAGCGAGCACCGUGCCCUGAUGUCAGAGCUCAAGAUCCUAAUCCAUAUUGGAAACCACCUCAACGUGGUCAACCUUCUGGGAGCGUGCACCAAGCCCAACGGCCCCCUCAUGGUAAUCGUGGAGUUCUGCAAGUAUGGCAACCUCUCCAACUUCUUGCGUGCCAAGCGAGAGACCUUCAACCCCUAUGCGGAGAAGUCCCCCGAGCAGCGGAGGCGCUUCCGAGCUAUGGUGGAGAGCGCCAGGGCUGACUGGAGGAGGCCCGGAAGCAGUGACAGAGCUCUCCUCGCGCGGCUCCUCAUGGGCAAGGGUGGGGCCGGGCGGACUCUUCCUGUCCAGGAAGCCGAGGACCUGUGGCUGAGCCCAUUGACCAUGGAAGACCUUGUCUGCUACAGCUUCCAGGUGGCUCGAGGGAUGGAGUUCCUGGCCUCCCGAAAGUGCAUCCACAGAGACCUGGCUGCUCGGAACAUCUUGUUGUCUGAAAGUGACAUAGUGAAGAUCUGUGACUUUGGCCUGGCCCGGGACAUCUACAAAGACCCUGACUAUGUUCGAAAGGGCAGCGCCCGGCUACCCCUGAAGUGGAUGGCGCCUGAGAGCAUUUUCGACAAGGUGUACACUACACAGAGUGACGUGUGGUCCUUUGGGGUGCUUCUCUGGGAGAUCUUCUCCCUGGGCGCCUCCCCAUACCCGGGAGUGCAGAUCAAUGAGGAGUUCUGCCAGCGGCUGAAAGAGGGUACCCGGAUGAGGACCCCAGAGCUGGCCUCUCCUGCCAUACGCCGUGUCAUGCUGAGUUGCUGGUCCGGAGACCCUAAAGAGAGGCCUGCGUUCUCUGAGCUGGUGGAGAUCCUGGGGGACCUGCUCCAGGGUGGGGGCUGGCAGGAGGAUGACAACUGCAUGGCCCCCUGUGGCUCUCAGAGCUUGGAGGAGGGCAGUUUCUUGCAGACGUCCACCACCGCCCUGCACGUCGCUGAGGCCGACGCUGAUGCUGACGACAGCCCACCCCGCCUGCACCGGCACAGCCUGGCUGCCAGAUAUUAUAACUGUGUGUCCUUUCCGGGGUGCCUGGCCAGAGGUACCCAGACUCCGGGUCCCUCUAGAAUGAAAACGUUUGAAGAAUUUCCCAUGACCCCAACAACCUACAAGGCCUCAGUGGACAACCAGACAGACAGUGGGAUGGUGCUGGCCUCGGAGGAGUUUGAGCGGCUGGAAAGCAGGCACAGACAAGAAGGAGGGCUCAGCUGUAAAGGACCCAGCCAGAAGGUGGAAGAGACCAGGGGUCACCCUGAUUCCCAAGGGAGGCGGCGGCGGCUGGACCGGGAAUCAAAAGGGGGACAGGUGUUCUACAACAGCGAGUAUGGGGAGCUGUCGGGACCCCACGAACAGGGCGACCUCACCCUGGCCACCCACACAUCCUUCUUCCCAGACAGCAGCUACUGAGGCUGCCCUGGAGAGGGCCCGCCCCUGGGCUCAGGCGGC
Molecule: messenger RNA, 4134 nt
Organism: Condylura cristata (star-nosed mole)
Lineage: Eukaryota; Metazoa; Chordata; Mammalia; Eulipotyphla; Talpidae
Gene: FLT4
Product: fms-related tyrosine kinase 4
Exons: 30
Coding region: 1-4095 (1364 amino acids)
Biological process (GO): protein phosphorylation; multicellular organism development; cell surface receptor protein tyrosine kinase signaling pathway
Cellular component (GO): signaling receptor complex
Molecular function (GO): ATP binding; transmembrane receptor protein tyrosine kinase activity
Source: RefSeq, a predicted model, not a curated record